This is a messenger RNA of Canariomyces notabilis, 1339 nucleotides long. RefSeq lists its product as uncharacterized. Gene Ontology annotation, cellular component: endoplasmic reticulum. Lineage: Eukaryota; Fungi; Ascomycota; Sordariomycetes; Sordariales; Chaetomiaceae. The transcript has a single exon. Gene Ontology annotation, molecular function: L-ascorbic acid binding; procollagen-proline 4-dioxygenase activity; iron ion binding. The coding region runs from base 386 to 1264 and encodes 292 amino acids. The record is from RefSeq and is a predicted model, not a curated record. Gene Ontology annotation, biological process: peptidyl-proline hydroxylation to 4-hydroxy-L-proline.
ACGCAGUAGCGCAUACAGUACGACCUCGUUCCUAGCUAAUUCUCAGAUUCCUGACUGUUGCCCUAUCAGUGAGCAGAACACAUCGCCAUGGACGCUACAAGAUCGUGCCAUAAGCUCUCUUGCUCCACGGCCUUGACUGUGGCGAUGCUGUGGUCUCGGUUGAGGCUUCAGUUACCUGUGGCGUGGUAAAUAUGAGGAAGAUCAGGCUAAUGUAACUUCAUGAAAGUUCGUCCACCGCACCAAUGGUACCAACUCUUUACCCGGAGCUGCGGCUCAUGGAAAGGCCGAUCUACAAGUCACACUCUGGCUUCAUCGACAAAGCCUCAUUCGGUCAACUUAUCUUCACACCAUUCCCCGUUGCGAUGCCAGAAGCAACGCCCUCACCAUGACCGGAACUCUUCAACUUCUCACCAUCUCUGCCACAGUAGCCCUCAGCGCGUACUAUGGGCCACUCUUCCUGAGCAUCCUCAUCCCCAGAUUACAAGUCCAUAUCCCGAUCCCCGUUCUAUCAACCCCCCCAGCAGCGCCAGCGGAACACAGCUGCCCCCAGCAUGCGUACACAGCCCAACUAAUCUCCCUCAACCCGCUGCUGAUCCUGAUCCACAAUUUCAUCCCGCCCUCGGAACGCGCCGAUAUCAUCGCCGCCGGCACUCCGCUCCUCAUCCAGUCGCCCGUGACGGGCAGCGGGAACGGCGAUUCUCCCUCGCAAGCGCGCACCUCGCACAGCGCGCCGCUGCCGCCGGACGACAAGGCGGUGUCGUGCGUGCUGGGCCGCGCGGCCUCGUUUCUUGGCACCCUCCUCUUGCCUGGCCGCGACGAGAUGGGCCCGGCCCAGAUGGUCCGGUACACGCCGGGACAGAAAUUUGACCCGCAUCACGACUGGUUCAAGCGCCCGCGCAUCACGGACGAGGAUGCUGCUGUGGGCAGGAGGAGGUUGUAUAACCGCGUCGCGACGCUGUUUGUGGUGCUGCAGGCGGAUAAUGUUACCCAAGGGUCUGGGGAGACGUGGUUCCCUUUGAUCAAACCGAUUGAGGGUGGCGGCGGUAGUGGUGGGGGCGGGGGUGAGGGAGAGGUGCUGUGGAGAGAGCACGAGGAUGGCGGGCUGGCGUUUAAGCCUAUCCCUGGGAACGCGCUGUUCUGGGUCAACUUGCUACCGAAUGGGACUGGGGAUGCCAGAACGCUACAUGCAGGUUUGCCGGUUGAGGGAGGUAUCAAGGUCGGUAUGAAUAUCUGGCCAAGGAGGUUUUUUGGGCCGGAUGCCUGACGGUUCUGUGACUGUCGUCUAUCUCCUGCGGCUCCGGGGUUUCACUUUCAAGGAGAGAGAGAGGACAUCUAUUCC